Molecule: messenger RNA, 879 nt
Organism: Balearica regulorum gibbericeps (East African grey crowned-crane)
Lineage: Eukaryota; Metazoa; Chordata; Aves; Gruiformes; Gruidae
Source: RefSeq, a predicted model, not a curated record
AUGGCAUCGCCCAUGAGGAGCUUGCUUACCGACCCCGCCAGAUACCUCCAGUCUUUCCGCCUCUUCCUCAUGAAUUCGACUGAGCACCAGUGCAUGCGGGAGUUCGUGGAGAGGCAGCUGCCGGCCGAGAUAGCGAGUAUUGGAAAUGGGAAGUCUACAAUCAAUAUUUUAAGCGUUGGUGGUGGAGCAGGUGAGAUCGACCUGCUGAUCCUCUCAAAAGUACAAGCCAGGUAUCCAGGCGUCACCAUCAACAAUGAUGUGAUAGAGCCAAGUGCUGACCAAAUCUCCAAGUACAAAGAGCGUGUGGCUGAGACAUCAAGCCUCGAGAACGUAAAGUUUACCUGGCAUGAAGAGACAGCUUAUGAAUAUGAAAGUCGAAUGAAUGCAGAAAAGAAGUCUAAAAAAUGGGACUUCAUUCACAUGAUCCAGAUGCUGUAUUAUGUAGAAGACAUCCCAGCGACCGUCCGCUAUUUCCACAGCCUCCUGGAAGCGCAGGCAAAGCUGCUCAUUAUCCUGGUCUCAGGAACCAGCGGCUGGGAAACGCUGUGGAAGAAGUUCGGGUCUUCCUUCCCUUUAAAUGACCUCUGCUCUUACGUUUCCUCUGCUGACAUGAAAACGAUACUGGAUUCAGCCGGGCUGAAGUACCAGCUGCAUGAGCUCCCAUCCUACAUGGACAUAACGAGCUGUUUUAUUGAAGGGAACAAGGAUGGGGAGCUGUUGCUGGAUUUUCUGACAGAAACCUGCCAGUUUUCUAAAACCGCUCCUCCUGAAUUAAAGCGUCAGGUAAUGGAAGAGUUAAGAAAGCCCGAAUGCAGUGAAAAAAGAGAUGGGAAGGUGCUUUUUAAUAACAACCUGAGUGUAAUAAUGAUUGAGCCAUGA